Molecule: messenger RNA, 6967 nt
Organism: Phodopus roborovskii (desert hamster)
Lineage: Eukaryota; Metazoa; Chordata; Mammalia; Rodentia; Cricetidae
Gene: Samd4a
Product: sterile alpha motif domain containing 4A
Exons: 13
Coding region: 732-2873 (713 amino acids)
Biological process (GO): regulation of mRNA stability; nuclear-transcribed mRNA poly(A) tail shortening; negative regulation of translation
Cellular component (GO): P-body
Molecular function (GO): translation repressor activity; protein binding; mRNA binding
Source: RefSeq, a predicted model, not a curated record
UGCCGCCGCCGCCCGGGUUCCUCUCCCCCUCUCUCGGGCGCUCCCUGCCAAGCCCAUGAUGUAAUGGUGUAUGUUAAUCAGUAGCAUGUGGGGAGCUCCGGGCGGCUCAGUCCUUCGCGAGCCGACACUGGAGGCAGCAGCGGCGGCGAUAGCGCCCCGAACCCGCAGCGCCGCACUCUUCCGCGUGCUGCCAGCCCCGACGGCAUGGCCCGCAGCCAGCGCUCCGAGCGCCCCCAACCCCGCUGAUUGCUGCCACAGCUCCGGACCCGCGCGCAGGGCCCCAAGCCGCAGGGAUGAGCCGCGUGGAGUGAUUGCCGCUUGGGAAUGCGGGUGUGAAGGGUCCGAGCUACCGCCCAGCGGGGAGGAGACCCCGGGACGCCGGAAAUCACCAUCCUGAAGCUACGAGAAAAGGGGAAAGAGCAUUCUUCAUCCAGUUUUGUGCCUUGUGAGGGAUUUAUAUUUUUAAUCGCUAUUUUUUACAAAAGAAACAUCUCCGUGCUACUGUCUGUCACCGUCUCUGGGGAAUCAACCAGAACCACCAGAACAUAACUGAACCGAGAGAGAGGGGGAAAGAGAGAGAGGCACGAGCCGAGUCAGUACCUGCAGCGCCCGGGCACCGGAGACCUUGGAACCAGAACGCGUCUCAGGAGGCCGGGGGCUGCGGCUCCGCCAAACUUUGGGGCGGGCAGGAGCGCCUAGGGGCUUCGUAGACGGAGGGCGGCCCCCUAACCAUGAUGUUUCGCGACCAGGUUGGGGUGCUGGCGGGCUGGUUUAAGGGCUGGAACGAGUGCGAGCAGACUGUUGCGCUGCUGUCGUUGCUCAAGCGCGUGAGCCAGACCCAGGCCCGCUUCCUCCAGCUCUGCCUGGAGCACUCUCUGGCCGACUGCGCCGAGCUGCACGUCCUGGAAGGAGAGGCCAACAGCCCGGGAAUCAUUAACCAAUGGCAACAGGAAUCCAAGGAUAAAGUGAUUUCCCUUCUGUUAACUCACCUGCCUUUACUGAAGCCAGGGAACCUCGACGCGAAAGUAGAGUAUAUGAAACUGCUGCCCAAGAUCCUGGCGCACUCUAUCGAACACAACCAGCACAUUGAGGAGAGCAGACAGCUGCUGUCCUAUGCUUUGAUCCACCCGGCCACUUCCUUAGAAGACCGAAGUGCUCUAGCCAUGUGGCUCAAUCAUUUGGAGGACCGUACAUCAACCAGCUUUGGUAGCCAGAACCGAGGCCGCUCAGACUCUGUGGAUUAUGGACAGACACACUACUAUCACCAAAGACAGAACUCGGACGACAAGCUCAAUGGGUGGCAGAACUCUCGGGAUUCUGGGAUUUGCAUCAGCGCCUCCAACUGGCAGGACAAAAGCCUGGGGUGUGAGAAUGGCCACGUGCCCCUCUACUCCUCUUCAUCUGUCCCUACCACAAUCAACACGAUUGGAACCAGCACAAGUACGAUUCUCUCAGGCCAGGCACACCACAGCCCUUUGAAACGAUCUGUUUCCCUUACCCCACCCAUGAAUGUGCCAAACCAGCCUCUAGGACAUGGAUGGAUGUCUCAUGAGGACUUACGAGCUAGAGGACCCCAGUGCCUCCCAUCCGAUCAUGCCCCCCUGUCUCCACAAAGCAGUGUAGCCUCUUCAGGAAGUGGUGGGAGUGAACACUUAGAAGAUCAGACCACUGCUCGUAACACAUUCCAAGAAGAAGGUAGUGGUAUGAAAGAUGUUCCAGCUUGGUUAAAAAGCCUCCGCCUGCACAAAUACGCUGCUCUGUUCUCGCAGAUGACUUAUGAGGAGAUGAUGGCCCUCACCGAGUGUCAGCUGGAGGCUCAGAAUGUUACCAAAGGUGCAAGACACAAAAUUGUAAUCAGUAUUCAGAAGCUCAAAGAAAGACAAAAUCUCCUGAAGUCUUUGGAAAGGGACAUCAUCGAAGGGGGCAGCCUGCGCAUCCCCCUCCAGGAGCUCCAUCAGAUGAUCCUGACACCCAUCAAGGCCUACAGCUCUCCCAGCAACACGCCUGAGGCACGCCGCCACGAGCCUUCGCUGAUGGGCCCGGAGAACCCAAGCACCGACUGCAAAGACAGUGCCACGGUGGCCAACAGCGUCACAGCCAGUGCCUCAGCUGGCGCCAGUGGUGGGCUGCAACCACCCCAACUGAGCAGCUGCGACGGGGAGCUGGCUGUUGCCCCUCUGCCGGAGGGGGACCUCCCCGGGCAGUUCACACGAGUCAUGGGAAAAGUGUGCACACAGCUCUUGGUGUCCAGACCUGAUGAGGAAAAUAUAAGUUCCUAUCUACAGCUCUUAGACAAGUGUCUCGUUCAUGAGGCAUUUACAGAGACGCAGAAAAAAAGAUUGUUGUCAUGGAAACAGCAGGUGCAGAAGCUCUUUCGGUCUUUCCCUCGGAAAACCCUUCUAGACAUAUCAGGAUAUCGACAGCAAAGAAAUCGUGGCUUUGGGCAGUCCAACUCCCUCCCGACAGCCAGCUCUGUGGGCAGUGGCAUGGGCAGACGGAACCCACGACAGUACCAGAUUGCCUCUCGCAAUGUCCCUUCUGCUCGCCUUGGUCUCUUGGGCACCAGUGGAUUUGUUAGCUCCAACCAACGCCACACGGCUGCCAACCCCACCAUCAUGAAACAAGGAAGACAGAACCUCUGGUUUGCCAACCCCGGGGGCAGCAACAGCAUGCCCAGCCGCACCCACAGCUCCGUCCAGAAGACCCGCUCGCUGCCUGUGCACACUUCCCCACAAAACAUGCUCAUGUUCCAGCAACCAGAAUUCCAGCUUCCUGUGACUGAACCUGACAUCAACAACAGGCUGGAAUCCUUGUGUCUCAGUAUGACGGAGCAUGCCCUAGGAGAUGGGGUUGACCGGACCUCCACAAUCUAGAAUCUGAAGAUGAGAGUGACCGCGCUGGCCGUGAAAUCGACUGCUGCGGGCCCAGUGUCAGCCAUCUUCAGGGUUGCAUAGAAUCUUCCAAGACCCUUUGCAGCCUUUUUCCCCUGGUCCCUCACCCAUUUUGAUUUUGUGAGAGCGUAGGUCAUCCUUGUAAACAUAUCAGUAGACCUGGGGUUGGUUAUGUUGUCAUUUGUUUCUGUCGUGGGAUGGGACGGUAUGCAGGGUGGGGAGGGGACUCUAGGGAAAGGUGGGGCUGGGUGGGGGUGGAAGGAUGCUUAUGGCUUCCUGGAUGGAAAUGGGGUAGAGAAGAGUACUGCUAGGAGAGAUGCAAGAGACACACAGGAGGGAGGUGGCAGCCCUGUCCUGGGGAAGCUUGCUAGUCAGGCUGCAGAAGAUGGAGGGUACAAGCAACUAGAGCAAGAUGGUGGCCAGCCUGUUUGUGUCUCCUCGACUGGAUUUCCCUGAGGCCCUGCUUGAAACAGUCACCAGAGAGGGCCAUGUGGCAACAAGGGCAAGAGGACAAAAUCCCUCCAGCAGACUUUCAGAUAAACUUUGAUUUGUGUAUUGUUUACAUAAGAAUUUUAAAGGGUACAUAAUGUGUAGAGUUUGGGUAGAACUUCUCUUCAUACUAUGGUUUUUGUAAAAGACUGAUUGUUAUGGAUUCAUUUUGUCUCAUCUAUUUUUAUAAUAGUAGCAGGGUUGUCUUUUAAAACGACUGCCAAGCUCUGCUUCUCGGGAAGAUGGAUGCAGUCACGUGGGCCUCAAGUUGCCUUCUUCCACCAUGAGGUGGGAGGAGUGUGUGGAUGGAUGUGAAGGGUGAGGAUGGUGGCGCCAUGUGAUCAGUUAUGGUUUGCUCAUAGGUCACCCAGAGAUGAUAAACUUUGCAAGCUCUUUCUGUGCUGGAUUUGCAUCCCACCCAAGGCCUGUCUUGCUUCCCAAACUCCCCACAGGCUCCAUUCUACCACCCCUGGUCUCACUCCACAGACACACAAGUGGGUACAAGUCUCAUUAGAGGUCUCCGCCUCAGAACAUUUGCAGGAGCCUAACCCUGGGAACUGUAUCCCUUUUAUGACACCUCUGCUGAAGAAGAACGGUCCAGCAAUAGUACGAGAGAUCAGCGCAGAGAGGCAGAGGUGCCACUGUCCAAGGCAGGAUAUGACAGCAGAAUCAGGAAAGGUUAAAGCAAUGGUGGCUUGCCCAUGCACAUAAGUCGAGAUUUGCUGUAUUGUGGGAUGAAAACACGCAUGAACCCAUUAUGCAGUGAGAGAUUAGCUGUGCACCACAGUGUCAUAGAUCUAUUUCUUAAGGGCAAUAAAGACAGUAUUUCAGAAUUAGGUACAAUGGAGGAUAUUAGAGGGGAUUGUAAAGGAACUGUGCAUUGCACUGGAAAAUUAGUUGUGCAAAUGGGAUGGUGUAAAUGCUUAACCAGAGGCAUAAUCUAGGAGCUAAUAUAAGACCUGUUUAUCAAACGGUGAGACUGAUGCCUCUUUUAAAAAAUAAAAUGAUACCCAAGUCAAAAUUAAAGGGAUCGGACCAUGCAGAUGACUGUCCCUUGCUCAUGGUGACGUUAAUGAGGGGCAUCCAGACUUUAAAGGCCUUAAUAAAAUCCAUGCAACUUUGACUGUCAAGAUUACAAAUGUACACCUAGCCUAGCCUUGGAGAGAACAUGAAGUCCUAUUACAGUCCAACAGGCCAAGGGCACCAUAGGCAGAUAGAGCUUUUAGCAAGCACAGAGGGUUUGGGUGAGCUAUGCCAUGCAGCACAUCACAAGAACAGUAACAAAAGUCAGGCCACUCCUGGGUGAGCAGGUCUUGAAGAUGCAAAUUCAUGUGCAGAAGGAGGCAGCAUGUUUAGUUUAUAUGUGUGUAUAUAUAUAUAAAAAUUUUAACCAAGUGCCAUUAACACUUACCCCUCACGUACCUUUUCCAAACAAUCUCGAUGCUGGGAAAGGAGCUGGGAUGGAAGAUCACAUGUAAGGCAGAAUAGGUCAAAAUGUAGAAAGCCAAAGGCAAGGCCAGAGGGUCUGAGGAUGUGUUUGGAGGAUGCUGAGAAGGUAAACAGAGAGGAACAAUGGGAUUCCUCAUCUUUUAGGAAGCAAAAGGUGUUUGGAUCUGCCACAUACCCGUAAGGACAUAGGCUAUUCAGAAGCCACGUGAUGAUCACAAUCGCACGAAUGUGAGUCUUUUAAAAAGAAGACCAUAGAGUAUUUGCAAAUCUGAAUUCCUAUUUAUUCCUUCACUGAAUAUAGAAACAAUGGUUAUCUGAUUAUUAGAGAUAUUAUUUUGGAUAUGUUACUUAUUAUCUUGCUAUGGCUGGUAACCAUGAUAAAGUCUGUUAUUAGUAACAACAUAAUUUUUUUUUAAAACAAAAAAAAAGGAAAGCUUAUUUUUCAUUGACUGUAUAGACUUAUCUACUUAGUUGUGGUUUGCUAUGUUAAUUUUUUUUAAGUUUUCUGAUGAUUUUAAGAGACUCUCCCCCACCUUGUUUUGAGUCCUGUGUUGACUGCAGGUACACAGCUCAAUUUUAAAAAUCCUAAAGCAAAGGAAUCUUAUUUAUACAAAGAAACAAAUGGUUUCAUGCCUGAGGCUGUGAGGGCUAGACCCAUAGGAAUAAGCUGCAGUGCCUUUUUUUGUAUUUACCCAUUGACACCCCUCCAUGCAGCUGUUUUAUAUUAAAUAGUAAAGGUUUGAAACUCUCAGAGUAAAAUCUUUCACUGCUUAGGUUCCACACACACACACUCUGGUUUAAGCGGCAUGUCUCUGCACUGUCUGAAGUGCAGUGCUGGUCUACAAUAUCAUGGGUGAUGUUUUAUUGGUGCUUUAUACUCAUAGCGUUUUCGUACCAGAAAACAGUAGGAAGAAACACAGGAACUGUGUACAAGACACGAAACAUUGCUGCUGCUGAUGGUGUUUUGUUUUGUUUUUCUCCUUCCCUGACACAUGCUUUUGAGUUUCACUUAAAAAACAAAAAAAAAAAAAAAAAAAAAAAAAACAAACAAAAACACACACACACACACACACAAAUCCAGCAAGCAAAAUAGAUGCUGCUGGGUCUGCCUGCCAAGGGCUGCUGUUUGCACCAAGUGCUCUCAUAUCCUGGGUCUUUCUCUGCUACCCAGGAUGGGAGCUGCGGCUGGGCCCCACCUCCCAUUCUUCUGAGGCGACACUGAGGGAAACCAGAUUUUCUUUUGAGGUGUCGCUGGCUGCCUUUUAGGGAAUGGGGGUCUUCUCCGGGUCUCUUGUUCUUCUGUGCCUCUUGUAGCUUCUGCUGAUGCAAGGUUUGUAGACCUGUGUCCCCCAGAGGUGGUCGGAGGACUGAGCUAGGGAGGACAGGAACUUGAGUUCCUUAGGAUGCAUUUCUACUCUAGCCUGAGUCGGGGAAGCAUCCUUCCCAGGGUGCUCAGGUGUACCUAUUACAAACAGUACCUGCAGCAGGAUAGUUGUACGCGGAGCUGUGAUAACACUAAUGUUGGGUUUGUUUUUCUGUUUUUCUUUUUUACAACUCAUCAGAGAUAUUUGCAAAUUGCCUUUUUUUUUUUAAUUUCUUUAUCUUGACUUAAAGGUGACUGUGUAUCCCUCUGGGAGGAGCAAGAAGAAAGCAGGAAUGUUAGUAAUGGCAAACAGAAGACUUCCUCCCUUAUUAAUAUAUAACCCUCACGUAUUUAUGCCUAACGUAAGCUGACCUUCAAAAGGCUUUCUUUCGUUGCAUGCCCUGUGCAGGCAUUUGUAUUGUACAUGCAUGCCUUUUGUCCUGUUUUCCUGUAUAAAGUUAGUGGACAAAGAAAUAUUUUUGCCUAGUUCAUGUUGCCAAGCAAUGCAUAUUUUUUAAAUUUGUCAUAUAUGGAAAGAGCAUGUUUGUUACAUGUAAAAGCUUUACUGAUAUACAGAUAUACUAAUGUUUGAAGAUGCUGUUCUUUGCAAGUGUACAGUUUUCAAAUGUUGUUACCAGUGACAACACCCUUGUGGUCUAAACUUGCUACAAUGUAUUUAUUAUUCAUUUCCUCCUACAGAAUUAAGAAUCAUGGCUAUAUUUCAUAUGGUUAUAUUGAGAGUGAAGGGAAAUGAUUAAUACAAAGUUUUGUAACA